Molecule: messenger RNA, 2671 nt
Organism: Panicum hallii
Lineage: Eukaryota; Viridiplantae; Streptophyta; Magnoliopsida; Poales; Poaceae
Product: shaggy-related protein kinase alpha-like
Exons: 12
Coding region: 823-2049 (408 amino acids)
Biological process (GO): signal transduction; protein phosphorylation
Cellular component (GO): cytoplasm
Molecular function (GO): ATP binding; protein serine/threonine kinase activity
Source: RefSeq, a predicted model, not a curated record
CGCGCCACCGCUUCUGUUCAUCUUCUCCCACCGGCCGGCGGCUGCCGCCUCUCCCGGUCCCAGUCACCAAUCUCUUCUUCCCACCCGGCCCACUCCCGAAGCAGCUUCCCUCCCGCUCCCACCCCUCGGCCGCCUCCGCUUCCUUUUCCUCAAGCCGGCCGCUUCUGCUCCUAUCCUGCCGCCCUGCCGGCCGCCACCUCAUCUCACCAGAUCUUCCGGCCGCCGACCAGCGGUAGGCGUGGACCGCCAUGGAGUAGGUGCCGAAGCUCCCGCCCUCCGCCCCGAAGGGUGCAAAGAGCACGAACCCACGCGCGGCGGCCGGCUCCAUCUUCCACGACGGCGACAGGCGACGGUGGCGCCGCCAGCCUGUUUCGACUCGCUUCCCCAUCCCGUACCGGCGAGCUUCGACAAGCCGAGCUGGAGCUUCGGUCGAGCCGAACUCGAGCCUGCCUGAUUGGAAGCUCGAGGGUCAAACCAGGCUCGGCUCGAGUUGGCGUUCGAGCUCGAGCCGCGCUCCUGAGCCCGCUCGUGCUCGGCUCGUCGACAGCCCUGGCAUCGGUUUCUCUAUUAUAACUGCGCUGCGCGUCUGCGCCGCCGCCUCUGCUCCUCUGCUGCCCCCUUCAAAUCGGGCACCACAACCCUUAGUCUGCUGGGGAGCAGAGGGGGGAGCCGAACGGAUUGGGGUCGAAUCUUCUCCUCAAUCCCUCGACUAGAGCUACCCCGCCCUUUGGAAAUCCUCGAUCUGGUGAACUGAGUAUAUUUCUGGCAGUGGAAGAAAGGAACUUGGUCCAUUAAUUUUGUCACAAAGUGGAACCAGGCAAUAUGACAUCAGUAGGCCUACUAAAUCCUUCAUCAGGUUAUGAAGCUAGUACUAGUGGCGCCACUGAUCGGUUGCCAGAUGAGAUGAACGGGAUGAGCAUAAGAGAUGAAAAGGAAGUUGAAGCUGUUGUUGUCAAUGGCAAUGGGAUGGAGGUUGGUCAUACCAUCGUAACAUCUGUUGGUGGAAGAAAUUCACAGUCAAGGCAGACCAUUAGUUACAUGGCAGAGCGUAUUGUAGGGCAAGGUUCAUUUGGAGUUGUCUUCCAGGCCAGGUGUCUGGAAACUAGUGAGAGAGUAGCUAUAAAGAAAGUUCUUCAAGAUGUGAGGUAUAAGAACCGUGAGCUGCAAACAAUGCAAGUUCUUGAUCACCCUAAUGUCGUAUGCUUGAAGCAUUACUUUUGCUCGACAACUGAAAAGGAAGAGCUUUACCUCAAUUUGGUGCUUGAAUAUGUGCCAGAAACUGUUCACCGUGUUAUUAAACAUUACAAUAAGAUGAAUCAACGUAUGCCGUUGAUAUAUGUUAAACUCUAUAUGUACCAGAUUUGUAGAGCUUUGGCUUACAUGCAUAACUGUGUAGGAGUAUGCCACAGAGAUAUAAAGCCACAAAAUAUUCUGGUGAACCCACAUACUCAUCAACUGAAAUUGUGUGAUUUCGGCAGUGCGAAAGUCUUGGUACAAGGGGAACCAAAUAUUUCAUAUAUAUGUUCUAGAUACUACAGAGCUCCAGAGCUCAUAUUUGGUGCUACAGAGUACACGACAGCUAUUGACGUGUGGUCUGCUGGUUGCGUUCUUGCUGAACUUCUUCUAGGGCAGCCUGUUUUUCCUGGGGAUAGUGGUGUCGAUCAGCUUGUUGAAAUUAUCAAGGUUCUAGGUACUCCGACACGGGAUGAAAUUAAGCGCAUGAACCCAAACUAUACUGAGUUUAAGUUCCCACAAAUCAAAGCUCACCCAUGGCACAAGAUCUUCCACAAAAGAAUGCCAUCUGAAGCUGUAGAUCUUGUUUCUCGGCUCCUACAGUACUCACCAAACCUUCGGUGCACUGCAUUGGAGGCGCUAAUCCAUCCAUUCUUUGAUGAACUACGGGAUCCAAAUGCCCGGUUACCGAACGGUCGUUCUCUUCCCCAUCUCUUCAAUUUUAAGCCUAAUGAGUUACGAGGAGUACCAAUGGAUUUUGUCAUGAAAUUAAUUCCUCAGCAUGCCAAGAAGCAAUGUGCCUUCUUAGGAAUAUGAGGAAGCAGUUCAGAGUGCUCACAAAAAGAAGCAAGCAGCAGUUUGGAGAUUACCUGCAUAUUACAUCAAUAUUGUGUUGAAAACUGCAGAGUAGCAUUCGCCUACAGUAUUAUUGGAUGGGCAAUGCAGCCUACAGUAUUAUUGGAUGGGCAAUGCAUGCUGUUUUCUUUCACUCUGGCUGUGAUGUCUCAUGUUUGUUCUACAACGGUGGUGAGCCCUUUCACCACAUUCUGUAAAGCUGAUGAAGACAUAAAGCGUGAUCCUUUCCUGUGGUCUGUAUAUUGGUCUGCCCCAACCUUGAAACUCAUUCUUUGCAUAUUUUAUUCUUUCUUUUUGGAGAUGGAUUCUUUGCAUAUCUAUCUGUAUCACCAAAUGAAAAAAAAAGAACUAUCAUAUGUAUGUUUGAUCUGGAUUCUUUUUCCUGAGGCUGUAUCGGUUUUCAGCUACCAUUGGAGUUAAACCCUUUUAAUCUGUAACAGUCAUGAGCAAGAAAAGGUCAUCAGCAGAUGAUGUCUUUUCCAGUCUAAGCUAGUCUUUGUAUUUCUAUUAUCCUUUUGUGUUCAACAUUGGGUCCUAUUCGUUCCUAAUGCAAAAAUGAUAAUUGUGUGGAGCUAUUUAGUCA